UGCCGUGCCGCGCUGCGAUUGGUCCAGCGGCAGAACGUGUUCCAAGAUGGCGGGGGAGAGCAACAUCCGCACGGCCUUGUCCAACCCUGCCGGGUGGCAGUCCCUUCUCUCCUUCUCCAUCCUCGCUCUGGCCUACCUAGCCGCCUUCAGCAGCCGCCUGUUCGCCGUCAUACGCUUCGAGAGCAUCAUCCACGAGUUCGAUCCCUGGUUUAACUACAGGUCCACACAUCACCUGGUCAACUAUGGCUUCUAUAACUUCCUCAACUGGUUUGAUGAGAGAGCGUGGUAUCCGCUCGGGAGGAUAGUAGGGGGGACGGUGUACCCAGGUUUGAUGGUGACAGCAGGAACCAUCCACUGGUUACUCAACAGUCUCCACAUUACUGUACAUAUCAGAGAUGUCUGUGUGUUCUUAGCUCCAACCUUCAGUGGGUUGACAUCCAUAGCAACAUACUUGUUAACCAAAGAGUUAUGGAGCCAGGGGGCAGGGCUGCUAGCAGCAUGUUUCAUUGCAAUAGUUCCUGGCUACAUCUCCAGAUCAGUAGCAGGGUCCUAUGACAAUGAGGGAAUCGCCAUCUUUGCCUUACUUUUUACUUACUUUCUAUGGGUUAAAUCAGUAAAGACAGGGUCUAUAUUCUGGGCAGGAUGUACAGCUUUGGCAUAUUUCUAUAUGGUGUCUGCCUGGGGAGGGUACGUCUACAUCAUCAACCUCAUCCCACUGCACGUGUUUGUGCUGCUCCUGAUGGGCAGGUUCUCCUACAGGAUAUUCGUAGCGUACUGUGCGUUCUUCAUCCUGGGCCUGCUGCUGUCCAUGCAGGUCCCCUUCGUCGGCUUCCAGCCAAUCAGGACCAGCGAACACAUGGCAUCAGCCGGUGUGUUUGCGCUCCUGAUAGCGUACGGGUUCCUGAAGUACCUGCACACGCACCUGAGUAGCCUGACCAAGUCCGAGAUGAGGUCGCUCUUCUUCUUCGCUGUGGCUGCUUCGGCGGCCGCCGUCCUCAUGGCGGUGGUGUACCUGACAUACGCAGGUUAUGUUGCACCAUGGAGUGGAAGAUUCUACUCUCUAUAUGACACGGGGUAUGCUAAGAUCCACAUCCCCAUCAUCGCGUCAGUGUCGGAGCACCAGCCCACCACCUGGGUCUCCUUCUUCUUCGACCUGCAUGUGCUGGUCUGCACCUUCCCUGCUGGAGUCUGGUUCUGUAUCAAGAAGAUCAACGAUGAGAGAGUCUUCAUCGUGCUGUACGCCAUCAGUGCCAGCUACUUCGCCGGGGUCAUGGUGCGCCUCAUGCUGACCCUGACCCCCGUGGUCUGUAUCCUCUCCGCCAUCGCGUUCUCCAACGUUCUGGAACGCUACCUGGUGGACGACACGCCGAAGGUCCACCACAUCGAGGACGAGAGCGAGGACGACGAAGAGGGUGACAAAAGAAAUAAAAGCAAAGAUCUGUACGAUAAGGUAACCAAAACAGCAGGGAAGGUGAGGAAGAUUCGGCAUGAGCCCAGCGGCGAGCCGGAGAGCCUGGGCGGAAACGUGAAGACCAUCGUCGUCAUGGCAGUCAUGAUGAUCCUCAUGAUGUUCGCCGUGCACUGCACCUGGGUCACCAGCAACGCCUACUCCAGCCCCAGCGUCGUGCUGGCCUCCUACAACCACGACGGGUCGCGGAACAUCCUGGACGACUUCAGGGAGGCCUACUAUUGGCUGCGGCAGAACACAGACGACCAUUCCCGCGUGAUGUCGUGGUGGGACUACGGGUACCAGAUCGCCGGCAUGGCGAACCGUACGACGCUGGUGGACAACAACACGUGGAACAACAGUCACAUAGCACUGGUUGGAAAGGCCAUGUCGUCCAAUGAGACGAGGGCUUACGAGAUCAUGAAGGCCCUGGAUGUGGACUAUGUGCUGGUUAUAUUCGGGGGUGUGAUUGGCUACUCCGGAGAUGACAUUAACAAGUUUCUGUGGAUGGUGAGGAUCGCAGAGGGGGAACAUCCCAAGGAGAUCAGGGAAGGUGACUACUUCACCCCCCAGGGAGAGUUCCGAGUGGACAAGGCGGGCUCCAAGACUCUGCUGAACUGUCUCAUGUACAAACUCUGCUACUACAGGUUUGGGGAGAUGCAGCUGGACUUCCGAACCCCCCCUGGUUUUGACCGUACCAGGAACGUGGAGAUCGGCAACAAGGACAUCAGUUUCCAGCACCUGGAGGAGGCCUACACCACCGAGCACUGGCUGGUCAGGAUCUACAAGGUCAAGAAGCAGGACAACCGGGUCAGAUUAGAUCACACUGUCAGGAAGACAGACAUCAAACCCAAAACCAAGUUCACUUCCAGAAAGUCGGGAAAAAGAAAACGAGGAUUCAUCAAGAACAAGCUGUUGAUAAAGAAGGGGAAGAGACCAUCCAGCAAGAACAAGAAGCCGAGCAGGAAAUCUUCCUCUAAGAAGUAAACAACCUGUCAAUCAUGCAUCUGCACCACCCCCCUCCCCCUGAGUGUCCAGUAGCUCAUCCAGAGGAAGGAAGUUUUUGAAAAGAAGGAAGAAAAUUUUGCUGUAAAGUUUAAGAAAAAAAAAAAGAUGUGUGUAAAAAUGGUGUAUACAAAUGCAAUGAUAAACAAUGCUUAAGACGUAGUAGUAGUAGGGCUUUAGUUUCUACAAGAUUUCAGUGUUCACAGUUUCAGAUUUUGCAUGGAAGCCAGUUUCAGAAAUAGCUUGAUGAAUCUACACUAUAAAACAUUAGGAAUAGCCACCAGUGACUACAACAUUAUAUCCUGCUAUGUGCUGCUGGGGUGGGACUCUUACUAAACAUUCAAGUUUAAAAUUUCUUUCAUGUACAAAAAAUGGUGUUUAAACCUCACACUACUAGUGCGCCCUUGUAGCAAAAUGAAACUGCAAACAAUAAAUAUAGCUGUCUUGUAACUUUUUA
Molecule: messenger RNA, 2909 nt
Organism: Branchiostoma floridae (Florida lancelet)
Lineage: Eukaryota; Metazoa; Chordata; Leptocardii; Amphioxiformes; Branchiostomatidae
Product: dolichyl-diphosphooligosaccharide--protein glycosyltransferase subunit STT3B-like
Exons: 18
Coding region: 47-2434 (795 amino acids)
Biological process (GO): post-translational protein modification
Cellular component (GO): membrane
Molecular function (GO): dolichyl-diphosphooligosaccharide-protein glycotransferase activity
Source: RefSeq, a predicted model, not a curated record